AGGGCCGGGCCGGGCCCCGCGGGCGCGUCCCCCCGUUGCUGCGGUGACGGGCCGGAAGCGGCCGCCGCUCCGCGCGCCAUUUUCAAAGGAUUUCAGGCGCUGGGACAUCGCCGCCGCCCCGCUUUUAAUGUUACUUCCUGUACAAGCUGUGACACGGAUUUGUUAAUGAUAUUUCUUCUGUAAAACUUUCUCAAUUCAAUUAGUAAAAAAUCUUUGCUCUUUCUAAAACACAAGCUUUUAAACAAAUCUGAUGAACUAUUUUGAGGUAAUUUAAUAUUUUUAACUGAUACAAGUCUUCUUAAGGAGAAGAUGGGCUCAGGAGUUAGCAGUUUUCUUCUGUAGUAAUAUAAAAUGUGUUCCUGAGUCUCAAUCUCGACACAGUAACACAAUCACACUUUUCCUGACUUCAACACAGAAUCUUCAACUUUAAUGUAGAAAUACCAAGAACUUGUUACUUUAAUCUUUGGCUGUCAGAGGAGUAUGAAGAGCAUUUCCUACACAUCAGGACAUUGACUUCCACUGAGUGCACUGCUGGAACAAAAGCGCAUCGCUGCCUCCUUCAGCCACCCCAGCACAGUAUGUGGGGGAUUGUUGGCAAUCCCAAUGCCAUUUCUUAGUUAAUAUCCCAACAACUCGAAGCUCUUCCACCAAAUAUUUUUGGUAGUACCCGGAGCAGAUGCCGUGCUUGUAAGACUGGUGAUUCUCGUCUACAGAGCGGCACCCGGCAACCACAGGUGUUCUGUUUUUGCUGACUGUGACAAAAGCAGCUUUGGAGGUGUGUUUACAAUGAGUGCAAACGCAGAGCGAAGGUUUGUUAAUCUCAGGAAACGCCUGAAUCAGCUGGGCUAUCGGCACCCACUGGGAGUGGACAGUUUACCUCUGGUGGAAAAGCUUUUCAGUGACUUAGUCCAUACAACUGAGAGCUUGCGCAAAGCAAAGUUUUCUUCUGGAAAAACUGAGAAAGAGUGCAGCAAUUAUGAUACUAUUUUGGAACCUUAUAAAACAGAGAAUGCUAGACUUACCAGGGAAAAUAAUGAUCUACAUUUAGAAAUAUUAAAACUGAAAGAGCAGUCUGAUCGUCAUGUUAAAGAUUUGAAAGCUUGCUUAAGGAGGGUUGAACAUGAAACAACUGACUUGAAAUUUUUGAAUAACCAGUAUAUACAUAAAAUUAAAGUGCUGGAAAAAGAGACCAAAGCCAAGACUGAAAAAAUUCAGCAGCUUCAGGAGAAGAAUCUGCAAGCAGUGGUGCAAACACCUGGUGGCAGGAGGAAAAGCAUUCCCUUCCGGCGGCAGCGCAUGCAGAUAGACCAGCUUGUGCCCCCGUCAGGAGUCAGCUCCUACCCAGUGCCUCAGCCACAGGACCCCUACAUCGCAGACCUUCUCCAGGUGGCUGAUAAUCGAAUUCAAGAGCUGCAGUCAGAAGUAACUGAGCUACAGGAAAAGCUGGAGACAUCUGAAAGUGGAAUGAAAAAUUAUAGCAAACAGGUUGAGAUAAGAGACAAAGAAAUUGAGCGCUUAAUGCUGGCAUUGGAUGGUGGGCGUUCCCAUGAGGUUCUCUCUCUGGAAUCAAGAACUAAAAGUAAUGAGAAGCUUAUUUCCCACUUGAAUAUACAGGUUGAUUAUCUUCAGAAAAAAAACAAAGAACUUGAAAAUCACAUUCAAGAUCUGUUGGACACUAAACAAAAUGUGACUAGUGAGGUAGUGGAUUUAAGCAAUAAAAAUGAAGAACUGUGUCAAGAGCUGAAUGAAAUAGAUCACUUGGCACAGCAGUUGGAAAGACACAAAGAAAUAGUGCUUGAGACUGCAGAUAAGGAAAUAGGAGAAGCAAAGAAAGAAAUUGAAAGAAAAGUCAGUGAAAUACAGGAUCUACAAGAAACAAUAUCAAGGCUGAAAUCAGAGUUGUGCUCAUGUCAUAAGGAGAAUGAGAGACUGAAUGAAAAACUCUCUGGGAAAACAGAUGAAAAAGGGAAUCUUGAGCUGUUGUUAAACCAGCUUCAACAGGAGAAGCAAAGGCUGACAGAAAAAACAGAGAACUUAGAAAGAAAAGAACGAGAACUUGUCCUAGAAAUUGAAAGAAUGAGAUUAGACUAUGGUAUUGCCCUAGGAGACAAAUCUCCAUCUCGUCUAGAUGCAUUUGUAAAGACCUUAGAAGAUGACAGAGACUACUAUAAGCGAGCAUUAGACUAUCUUCAGAAAAUGGUUAAACUAAAGCCUAGCCCAAGCCGCAGGACUGCAGAGAAGAGUGAAGAGCUUAAAUCAAUCACCAGAGAAAGAGAUGAGCUGCGGUCCGUGUUAGACAGAUUUGAAAAACACAUGAUAGAAAUUCAGUCCAAUGUGAAAUUAUUGACUGCAGAAAGAGAUAGAUUAAAAGUUCUUUAUGAGCAGUCUCAGAGCGAAUUGAACAGGAUGAGAAGAGAAGCAAAACACAGUUUUGUUUCUCAAAGUCACAUAGAAGAGGAAAGAGACAUUGCACUGACUGACUUCAGAAUACUAAAGGCAGAAAAAGAAAGUCUUGGAGAAAAAUUAAAGAUGCAUCAAGAAGCAGCAUACCAUGAAAAAUCAAAGCUGCAGCAUGAUAUUUCAGAAUUGGAGAAUAAUAUUCAAGGACUUCAGAUUGAAAAGUGUGAGCUGAGGACUACAGUCUCUAUCCUGAAAGAAAGAAUAAACUAUUUGGAAAAUGAAUUAAAUCUGAAGUCAAGUAAACUUGCCCAGACUUCUGAUGAUUCUUCUCAAUUUAAAGCUGAGAUUUGCUCACUUCAGCUCUUAAAUGACCAAAAACAGAAAUCUAUUGAAGAUUUACAGCACAGAUUGUGCCUCAAAAAGGAUGAACUGCUGGCAGCUCAAGAUGAAAUUAUAAAGCUGAAAGAGAUAAUAGAUAGGUUAAACCAGAGGAGCACUUCCCAGGAAGAAGCAGUCAGUGUGCUGAGAAGUACAAUUAGUGUUUUGGACAAAGAAAAGGACAGUCUUCAAGAAACCGUGGAUGAAAAAACAGAAAGAAUUGCAUGCUUAGAUGACAACUUAGCUAACAGGGAAAAAACAAUUGCUCAUUUACGUUUAACACUCUCUGAACUGGAGUCCUCAACAGACCAGAUGCAGGACAGGCUGAACAACAGAGACCGUGAGAUAGCCAGCUUACAUCGCCAGCUUGAUACGUCCCAGCUAGAGCUGGCAGAAAUGGGAAGGGUAAAGGACAUGGCUCUGAAAGAAAACAGGCGACUGCAAGAUGACCUGGCUACAAUGGCCAGAGAAAACCAGGCUGUCAGUACCGAGCUUGAAGAUGCAAUACGUGAAAAAGAAGAAAUGAAAACCAGGGUUCAUAGUUAUAUAACUGAAGUCUCCAGAUUUGAGAACUUGAUAGCUUCAAAGGAAAAAGAAAACCAAGAAUUGUUAGAGAAGUUCCGGAUGCUCCAUACGCAGGCUGAAGGCUGGGAAAUGAAGGCUCAUCAAGCUGAAGGAGAAAGCAGCUCCAUACGCCUGGAACUCCUUUCAGUAGAUACAGAUCGGAGACAUCUUCGAGAGAGAGUCGAGUUACUGGAAAAAGAGAUUCAAGGGCACAUUGUUGCACAUCAAGUAUAUGAAUCUCAGAUCUCCUCCAUAACCAAAAAUAUGUCCAGAUUGGAAGAGGAUCUUAAACGUGAAAAUCAGGAUAAGGCUUCUGUGUUAGCAGACCUCGCUUCUGUGAGAGAACUCUGUGUGAAACUUGAGGCUAGCAAAGAACUUUUAGCUCGACAGCUGACGUCCAAAAGCAUGGAUUAUGAAAGGGUUCUAGGAGAAUUAGAAGAUACAAAAUCAGAAGGAGAGUUGCUGAAAAAGCAGCUAUCCAGUGAGAGACUUACAGUUCAGAAUCUUGAAACUUUAUUGGCUACUAGUAGAGACAAAGAAUUUCAGAAUCAAUUAAUGUCCCAAGACAAAGAUACCGAAAUUCAGUUACUGAAAGACAAGCUAACACUGGCUGAGAGCAAACUCAUAUGCCUGUCUUUGAAGGACAUAUAAAAUAUCAUCAAGAUGUCUUGUCUUCUGCAUCUGUUCUCAACAUACUGGAUCAAGAUACCAUUCUAGGAAUUUUACUGAUGAGUAGGGAACAUGGGAAAAAAUAUUCUGCGGUUUUAUUUGGAACAAAUCUCUUGAGUAGUUUACGUUUUCCUGGAGUCAAAGACCGGCGGGUGCCAGACAGGAAGUCUGUGACUGAGCUAGGAGUGGAACUCAUUUUUCAGAACUCCAGUCCAGUGCUUUAGCAAUAAACCAGUACAACUUUCCUUCUCCAGGAGAAAGUUUUGAGCACUCCACCUCACAGUGGCUUUGAAGACUGUAUGGAAUGACAUAGCUGUCUAGAUUCUUGCUUAGACAACCUAUUUUACAUGCAACAAUUUCUUUUUCUUCCUUUAUAAUGUAAUUGAUGGUAUUUUGCAUCCAAGCAUUGAGUAAGCCAAGAUGAUGAUUUACUGAGAAGUAUAUUAAUCAUGUUUCAGAAGAUUUUCAAGGCUCCUUUUAACUUUGAUUCUUGCACUUGAAACAAUUGGGCACAAAUACCAAGGGUGUAGUUAAGUCUCAGACUCUGUGUUUUGCUGGUCUGGUGUUUGCUUUAAUACAAUUUUUACUUAGAUUUGGUUCAGUUGUGUUCAUGGCUCGCCAGAUAGUUCCAGCUACUUGAUAAAAUUUUUACUGAAGCCAUUGUCUGUUAAGUUUGUAAUUUUUUGUGGAUAUUUACUGCCUUUUUUUUCUUUUUUUACACGAAGGCUAUCUCAAAUUGCAACAGACAGCAGUAAAGCAAAUAAAAUAAUUAUUUAAUUGUUUUGUCUGUUUUUAUCAAACAUGUUUGUGUUUACCUUUGUCUGAAAAAGAGCUUGAUGUAGUCAGGAUGUAGUGAGAGGCUUGCUAGCUUCUUGCUUCAUUCUCACCUUAGGUUCUUCCAGAAACAUUCUGUUGCAUUCAUUUGGUUCUUGCUGCUUCUAAUUUGAUUUAGUCUGUGAAACAACAUGUUCAGUAUCUGGUUUUGUUUCAUUUUUCUCUAACUUCUCUAAGCUCCUAGCUGAUAUUGUUCAAAGAAAACUUUGUUGCUUCUCCUGAUU
Molecule: messenger RNA, 5069 nt
Organism: Passer domesticus (house sparrow)
Lineage: Eukaryota; Metazoa; Chordata; Aves; Passeriformes; Passeridae
Gene: CEP135
Product: centrosomal protein 135
Exons: 25
Coding region: 787-3993 (1068 amino acids)
Source: RefSeq, a predicted model, not a curated record